CAUUUCCUUUUGUCUCUUCCUUCUGUAUGUAGAAGCAAAACACUGAAGCAAAUAUUACGAUGCUAUUUUACUCGCUGCACAGCCCGCCUACAAGAAGAUGCCCAACAAAGAUCAGCAAUCCUUGAUGGGAAAAGAGCAUGAUCAUAGAUUCCAGCGCACUGAACAAUGGAAGCCUGUUUAUUCUUGGCUGGAAUCACUGGACAAAACUGAGGUAAUUAAAUCCAAUGAUGUGUUAGAUUGGCUGAGUGCAAACCCGGAAAUCUGUGACAAAUUGCAUUCUAAUCAUGCGCGCCACCAUUUGCUUCACUAUACCAAGAUAUGCCAUGCCAAAAUCUUGAAGCGAAAGGGAUAGAUAGCCAGAAAGAUUGAUCAGAGGAAGGAAUCACUUCAUUGUAAUGCUUGGUAGGUUUGGAGAAACAGCUUAUACCUCUCUUCGGAAAACAUGUAAACUGAUGGUACAUUUCUCAUAUAUGAGAGACGAAAAUCUGCACAAGAUUUUGAUGGUUCAGAGUCUCUCUAUCUGUAGUUUGACAUGGCAGAUCUUCUGAUGUAGCCAGAGAUGUUCAAACUUAUGUUCAAUAUGAUAUUUCUGUUGGCAGGUUUGUAAAUUCCCUCUUGGCUGAGUAGUUUCAACGUUCAUCAUCAAUGUGAAUAGGACUCGAAUAUAUUUAUACUUC
This is a messenger RNA of Olea europaea var. sylvestris, 677 nucleotides long. RefSeq lists its product as uncharacterized. The record is from RefSeq and is a predicted model, not a curated record. The transcript has 4 exons. Lineage: Eukaryota; Viridiplantae; Streptophyta; Magnoliopsida; Lamiales; Oleaceae. Bases 98 to 352 code for a protein of 84 amino acids.